Molecule: messenger RNA, 3176 nt
Organism: Phragmites australis (common reed)
Lineage: Eukaryota; Viridiplantae; Streptophyta; Magnoliopsida; Poales; Poaceae
Product: protein AMEIOTIC 1-like
Exons: 11
Coding region: 321-2660 (779 amino acids)
Biological process (GO): meiotic cell cycle; reciprocal meiotic recombination; meiotic sister chromatid cohesion
Source: RefSeq, a predicted model, not a curated record
CCAUCGAUUGCUGAUUACCAAAAACGCUAGCCCACCUCCCACCCGCCGAUCCAUCCACCCCACCUCCCCGGCCGUCAUGAACUAGGUCACCUCCCAAAGCUCCCACCUUUGGGAUCGAUCCUCAGAUCGAUCGAUCCAAAUAACCAGUCGAUACGAGUUGGCUAGCACCCAAUUUGAUUUAAUUUCCCCCAUAAUUUCUAGCCCCAUUUCGGCCUAAUUAAUUCAGUUUGAUCCCAUCCCGAUACCAUAAGCAACAGCAGCAAGCAUUAGGGGUUGGUGAAUUAAGCAGCAGCAAGUACGGAGACAAGGCUCUGGCAGGGAUGCAGAUGGACGCAGAGAUGGUGCAGGCGUCUCCUGCGCUCGCGGCUGAUCUGCAGAACUCGCCCACGAAGCCACAGGUGAGCAAGUACUACUACAAAAAGGGAACCAGAAGCCACACCAGAAAUGGCAAGGAUGAUACCAACUACGACUCCAGGAUCCAACCCAGGUCGCCCUUGAGCAGACAGAGCCUGACCUACGCCACCCCCACCUACCACACUGGAGCCUUCUACGAGAUCGACCACGAGAAGCUGCCCCCCAAAUCCCCAAUCCAUCUGAAAUCCAUACGAGUGGUAAAGGUGAGCGAGUGCACGAACCUGGACGUCACGGUGAAAUUUCCGUCCCUCCUGGCGCUACGCAGCUUCUUCUCCUCCUGCCCGGCGUCAGGCACCGGACCGGAGCUCGACGAGUGCUUCGUUAUGAGCAGCAAUCACGCCGCGCGCAUCUUGCGCCGCCGGGUGGCCGAGGAGGAGCUUGAGGGCGAGGUGCACCAGGACAGCUUCUGGCUCGUCAAGCCCCGCCUCUACAACUUCGCCGCGUCCCAGCAGGCUCAGCCACGGGCUGCGUCGCCGCCAGUAGAGUCCUGCCUGCUCACCACCUUGAAGUGCGAUGGCACCGGGUGGGGCAUGAGGCGCCGUGUCAGGUACAUUGGCCGGCAUCCUGAUGAUGCUCCCAAGGAGGCUAGCGUCGAUGGCUACGACACGGAGGCCAGCAUCAGGGAGGAGCAGCGGCGUCCAGCAACGCGGGAAGUUACGAAGAGCGCAAGAAACUGUAAAAGGAAGCGGGAGGCAGAAGAGAGCAGCAUGGAGAAGCACAGAGACGAGGGCAAGAAGAAUAAGAAGGUUCAGGGCCACAGCAAGAAGAGUUCCAAGAAGGAGAAGAAGCGCACCGUGGAGUCCAACGACGGUGACCCUCGUCGCGGCAAGGACCGGUGGUCAGCCGAGCGCUACACCGCAGCAGAGAGGAGCCUGCUCGACAUCAUGCGCUCCCGCGGUGCCCGCUUCAGCGCGCCGGUGAUGCGGCAGGACCUGCGGCAGGAAGCCCGUAAGCACAUCGGCGACACCGGUCUCCUUGACCACCUGCUGAAGCACAUGGCCGGCCGGGUGCCGGAAGGCAGCACUCACCGGUUCCGUCGCCGGCACAACGCGGAUGGUGCCAUGGAGUACUGGCUGGAGCCGGCCGAACUUGCUGAGGUACGGCGAGAGGCCGGUGUUUCUGAUCCAUACUGGAUGCCGCCGCCGGGAUGGAAGCCAGGUGAUGACGUGUCCCCCGUUGCCGGCGACCUACUGGUUAAGAGGCAGGUCCAGGAGCUCGCCGAGGAGGUCAAAUGCGUAAAAAGGCACAUGGAGCAGUUACUGGACAAGGAUGGGAACUUCGAUGCAGAGAGAGCUUACAGUUCAUUGAAGGAGAAGUACAAGAGUGUUGUCAAGGUUAACGAAAAUCUUGAGAAGCAGGUGUUCUCUUUGAAGGACAUGUACGAGAAUGUGGUUCAGAUGAAUGGUGAGCUGAUGAAGGAGGUGUUAUCCAUCAAGGACAAGUACCAGUAUAUUGUUGAUAAGAAUGACAAGCUAGGGGAGCAGAUUACAUCUCUCUCCAGCUCCUUCCUUUCUUUCAAGGAUCAGCUGCCACUGCCGCUGAAUAUGGAAAGAGCUCAUCAGGUGGAAGUGGCUCCCAGUGACGGCAGUCGAGAAGCUUUUCCUGGCACAGCAAUGUACAUGGCUUCUGGUGACCAGAUUAGCCAGCAGGCAGAUGGCGCCGUCGUCCAAGGCGGUCCGGAGUCUUCGGAAAGGACGGCGAGGAAGAGCAGCUUCCGAAUCUACAAGCCACAGGGCACGUUCCUGUGGCCAAGCAUGGCUUCCGGCAUGACCAUCAGCGGCGGAGACAGCAGCAGCUGCCCGACAGCCGCUGGGCCAGGGUCCGGGCUCCCUCGCAGCACCAGUUGCCCCAGUAGUGCCGGGCCAGGGCUCCCGCGGUCGUCGCGAGCCCCGUUUGAGGCAGCGGCCGCGUCGUCCGGCCUGGAUGAGCGCGUGAUGCUUGGCGCCCUCUCCACACCGCCCUCGGCGUCGUCCACCAACGCCGUCGCAGCCAAGCUGCAGCUGCCCCUGCCCAGCCCGAGGUCGCCCCUCCAGCCACAACAGCUGUUUGCUACUACUGCUGCCGGGUUUAGCACCCUCCCAGUGAUGCAGCCUUUCUCCGGCAUGACUCUACGCCAUGUGGACACCUCGUCCGCGCACUGCGGUGCCAGCCUGCUGGAGGGGAAGAGGGCCAUGUUCGAUGCAGACGCUGGCGGGAUCAGUGUGGUGGGCACUGAACUGGCCCUGGCUACUCCCUCCUCCUGCUGAGCUUAUUACCUUCAACUUCACCUCCCUCCCCAUCUGCAGGCUUUGGCCGAACGACCUCUGCGUGCACCAUUUUUUCUUAAGAUAACGAAGGCGCAACGUAAAGAAAAAGAUAACAGAGAGAGAGAGAGAGAGAGAGAGAGAGAGAGAGAGAGAGAGAGAGAGCUCGGUCACCUGAACUUUCUUGGUUGCAUAAUUCGUAGCCAUUUCCAGGUUGGUCAGUUUCUAGUUAAUUUGUGCCCAAGCUUGUAUUGCUGCAAGCCUGACUGGGUCGCUGGUAGGUACUACUUGCAUUGGAUGAUCUCUUCAGUAUGUCAGUUGCAUGGUCCUCUGCCCUGUUCCUUGGUGCAUGACACAUUUGAAGUAGAAUGUAUCAAUUUUGCUGGUUCGAUAUAUAGGGCAUAGGUUAUUCGUCCACUGUCGUUGGGUAUAAAAUCCAUGCCUUGGUGUAGCACCUCGUAUCUGUUUGGUCUUAUACUCUUAUCCUCUUACACAUUGGUGAUGUUUCCCUUUUAUAAU